Solanum lycopersicum (tomato) is the source of this 1151-nucleotide messenger RNA. Its product is annotated as heme-binding-like protein At3g10130, chloroplastic. NCBI's taxonomy places the organism in Eukaryota, Viridiplantae, Streptophyta, Magnoliopsida, Solanales, Solanaceae. The record is from RefSeq and is a predicted model, not a curated record.
AUUACCCCAGACUAAAUUUCGAAUUAUCAGUUCCCAAACACUGCAACGUAAAAAUGCUUCUGCUCUCACCUUCUUCCAUUUUUGCUCCCCUAUCCACAAGCAGAAUCAGACCUUCGCCGAUCAAAUCCAUGGCACUAAACAGAAGCAGCUCUGCUCCGCCGCAGCGGAGAAACGGCAUGUCAGCUCUCGAAGCUCGAAUCUCCCUUGUCAUUGCUCUCGCUUCCCAAACCUCUUCUCUUUCUCAAAAGCUUCUGACGGAAUUGGCGAGUGAAACAGCGAAAUACGUGUUACCGAAGAGGAUAUUCGAAAGUCGGAAUUUAGAGGAAGCUUUGAUGUCUGGUCCAUUUCUUGAAGAAAAGACGUCGAAUCAAUUUUAUACCACCCUUGUAUCUAUUGACAUGACCUACCUUACUUCGUUGCCGAGGCUACAAUGCCUGGGAAGUCUGGGUUUGACUUUAAUGGUGCAUCUCAAUCCUUCAACACAUUGGCUGAGUACUUGUUUGAACACGAAGAAGGAGAGUAUGGCAAUGACGACACCCGUAAUCACUCGUAGAACUCAAUCUGAUGGGGAGAAAAUGGAAAUGACUACUCCAGUGAUAACUAAAAGGGCGGAAGAUCAGGAGAAGUGGAGGAUGUCCUUCGUCAUGCCCUCCAAGUAUGGUUCGGACUUGCCACUACCGAAGGAUUCCUCUGUUACUAUCAAAGAGGUGCCUCGGAAAACUGUUGCAGUUGUUGCUUUUUCAGGUUUUGUGAAUGACGAAGAAGUUAAAGCUCGAGAAUCAAGACUUCGAACUGCACUAAAGGGAGAUGCAGAGUUUCAGGUAAAAGAUGGUGCCUUGGUAGAAGUUGCACAGUAUAAUCCACCAUUUACUCUUCCUUUCACACGUCGGAAUGAGAUUAGCCUGGAAGUCGAAAUGAAACAGGAAUAGCUAGUCAGUGUGCUGCAUAUUGCAGAUAAAUCUGUUCACUAAUGUAUAGAAACAGGAAUACGUAUUCAUUGUAGACGUAUAUAGUGUGUAUAUGUAUAUAAUAUUGGUUCAUACUCCUCGUAUAUAUACAUUUCAGGCGAUUGCUUGACCUUUUAAUCACUAGGUUAUGUAGAUGCACCAAAUCGCUCCUACUCUGAAAAUAACAAGACACUGUCUUUUGUA